AUGACAAUCAAAAUCCAAUGCGUUAGUCAUACAUGUUCUGUAAGGCAGUUGUUUCAUCUACUUACAGCGGAAGCUCUUGGUGCUAUUGGUUCAGAUACAGCAGUCAAUAUACUAAAGAAGUAUGCUACAGACCAAAACGUAGAGAUUGCAGAAACCUGUCAACUGGCACUGGACAGAAUAGAGUGGGUGAAUAGUGAAGAACAAGAGCAGCUACCCGAAAGUCCCUAUCCAACCGUGGACCCAGCUCCUGCUGCAAAGGACAACAACGUUGAGUCUUUGAGAAAGACUUUACUGGAUGACAAACUAUCUAUGUUUGAGAGAUACAGAGCAAUGUUUGCGUUGAGAAAUAAGGGCUGCAAGCAAUCCGUACUUGCUUUGGCUGAAGGUCUGGGUUGCAGUAGCAUACUGUUUCGACACGAGAUUGCAUAUGCACUUGGCCAGAUGGAAAACGAAGGUGGUGCAAACCAGCUGAUCGCAUCUUUGCAGAAUUCCAAUGAGAGCCCACUGGUUAGACAUGAAUGUGCAACAGCCCUGGCAGCAAUUGGUAGAGCAGACUGCGUACAGGCAUUGAAUGAUAACAUCAAUGAUGGCGAGAGUGUUGUGAGUGAGAGUUGUGAGCUCGGAUUAAAUAUGUAUAUUUGGCUGGUAAAUAUAACUACAGGCAUAUUCAAAACAUAUAAACGCGUAACACGCUGGAUUCUAACUGACAGCAGCAAAACACUUCCUGAAUAG
Molecule: messenger RNA, 732 nt
Organism: Saccoglossus kowalevskii
Lineage: Eukaryota; Metazoa; Hemichordata; Enteropneusta; Harrimaniidae
Product: deoxyhypusine hydroxylase-like
Biological process (GO): peptidyl-hypusine biosynthetic process
Molecular function (GO): deoxyhypusine monooxygenase activity
Source: RefSeq, a predicted model, not a curated record